Messenger RNA from Pocillopora meandrina, 6909 nucleotides. NCBI's taxonomy places the organism in Eukaryota, Metazoa, Cnidaria, Anthozoa, Scleractinia, Pocilloporidae. The record is from the annotation of a GenBank genome assembly.
AUGGUGGAGAGAACGAUACCAGUGGUGGACUUUGCUGUGAUGGGUUUAAAUCGUGAAAAGCCUCCAACACUCAACGAAGAAUCCGUGAGGGUACUGGCAGAUCAAAUUCACAAAGCGUUUAGUACAAUUGGCUUCGUGUAUUUAACAAAUCAUGGAAUAUCUGAGAAGGAGGUAGGUAAUCACAAAAUGGUUUGCAUAUGCCUUGUAAAAAUAAUUGUAACAAGACGCCUAAAGGCGUUUCCGUGAGAUGCGUUGGCUACUGAACGUAGCAUUGAAAGGAAUUGUGCAGUUACUGUAAACUACCACGACUAGUCAGAUAGAUCAGCCGGAGAAAUCACUGCAGGAAAUUUAAGUGUUAAAAAGAUUGUGACAUGGCUAUUUUUGUAAUUGACUGAAAAUAGCGAAGAGUGGCAGCUCUAAAACCUUUGGAUUUUUCUGAAAAAAACUGCAACUCCACCUACUGAUUUCCUCGUCUCAUCGCCUGUUUCAUCCCUCCUAAGAGCAACAGCCCGGUUAAAACAAUUUCCAUCUCCGCUGUUGUUUAUCAAAAACGUCAGUAAGUUCGUAAACAGGCUAUAUACUCUUUCAUACUAGUAAAAGACUGUACUAAGUUAUUUCCAAGAGAUUUGUAGUUAAUUUUGUGAUAUUUUAAGACCACUGCGCGAUGUCAAUUCCAAAAUCACCUUACGUAAGGUGAGAGGUUAAUCGGUAGAUUUUAUUUCAUAUUUCAUGGUUCAUUAAUCACACAAAAACGUACGCUUCCCUCGGAAAAAACGCAGCCUCAAUUAAUGAAUAUGGAAUAAGGAAAAACAACACACACAAAAAAGAAAUCGAAUAAAGCACCACAACAUGUCAAAUAAAUUCGACUAUCUCCUUUAUCUAAUCAAAGUAUACUUAUAGCCAUUUCGUGCUUUAAGUACUUAAUCUACAGAUGAAACAUGGUUGUGAACUUCUAAUUAUUGGUCUUGCAGCAAUGUAAGGUUGCUCUACAUUAUGGUAAACAUCCAACUCCGCAGAAUAAUUAACGUACAAAUAGAACACAAAAACAGCACAAAAUAGCAUCCUGCAUUUUUUGAAUUUCCAUUUGCAAAAUUUCUUCAAAUCAGCCGCUGGAAUCCAAAUCUUACUUUGCCUGCACAGUAGCUCAAUAUAUAUUUGCUUGUAAUGUCAUGACCUUUGUUUACUUGGUUUUCUCCAGCUUUUAUAAGAUAAGUUUUCUGCCUUGGAACAAAAAUACCUCAGAACCACACUCAAUGUGACUGCUCUUUUUUUGACUGUGUGAAAUAAGGUAUACAGAAACAAAUUCCACAGGUUCUGUUUUGUCAGUAAAGCAAAGGAUUAUUUUUGUGUGCUUCUGAUCAAUCCAACUGCCAAUGUUUACAUAACAUAAAAAUCAAUAAAGAUUUUAUGUGUUCCUAUUGGCUAGCUUUUCAAUUUGUUCAUGAAAUGAAACAGAAACCCAGCUGGAUUUUUACCCUAGUAUGCCACAGGCAUCCCACAGAAUGAGUAGAGAAAAACAACUUAUCAGAUAUUUUAAAAGUGAGGUAUCCCAAGUUUCAGACUUCAUUUCUUUUUAAUAGUCUAACAACUUAAGAACAAAUUACAUAACAUUGUACAAAGUUGUCAUGUGAAUUAUUUUUUUGAAACAUUCAUGUUCUGUUUUGAUCGGAGAUAUAUAUGCUAGAUUGCAGAAGUUCGCCAGGCAGGAGGUGGAUUUUUCAAUCUCUCAACUCAGGUGAAAAAGCCUUUCAUUCGACCUACUGAUGGUAGAAACUUUGGCUGGGUUUCACUUGAGAGGGAAAGGUAAUGAAAAUGGUAAUGGUGAUUUAAAUAUAUUGAAUGUAAAAGUUUUAUGGUUGAAUUGCCUAGGGAGGGGGUGACUUCCUAUUAAUUUGCAGCUGGAUGAGGUUGCUUUUUUCACGACUGGGUGGACUUUAGUGAGGUUACCUUUUUUACUAGAAAGGGGUCACAUGUUUUCAGAAUAUUGGGGGUAAGAAAAUAAUGGUAUACAGUCAGUUUAAUAAAUUUGUGAACUCAUUUUAGAAUGAGUUACUUUAUAGACUUUAUAAGGUAAUGCAUAAACAGGAAACCAACUAAGUUUGGAUUGAAAGUUACAUUUGCCCUAAAGUGACUGAGAUGGGGUCUUUAAUUAGCCACAGAUUAAACUAUAAUGGGGUAGGGGUCCUAAGAGGCCAGUGGUACAUACCCAACAAAAAUUGACCCAAUUAAACCCCCCCUCCCUCUCCUAGGCUGAUUUACAGUUUGAAAUAAGUGAUUAGAGUGUAGGAUUGUGUAGGUUUUCUUCUUUUAGACAGGAGGGGUCUCUCAUUGGAUUGAUUAAUGCAUGUAUUUUAUGUUAAGUAAACUUUCAUAUGUUGUUAUUGAAUAUUAUUCCAGGUGGGGGCAAUUAAAACAGAAGCUGUUUUGAUUUAAAACAAGUUAUCCUUGCAACUGUCAAUUAUCUAGUUUAGUGGUUAAUUCCCUGUUUUUGAUGUAAACCAAUAAUCAAUUUUUCCUAACAGCUUGAAUCCUUCUCGACCUGGUGACUUAAAGGAAGCAUUUAAUGUUUGUGAGCUUCAUGAUGAAACACAGGUCAGUGAUACUACUGACAGAAAUAUGUAUCAAUAAUUUAAGUUACCACCUGACGUUUUAGACUGACAGCUUUUCUGACAAAACCUUGUGAUGAAUGACUUUUUAAUGUUGGAAAUUCUUGCUCUGAAUAAAAGAAUGCAUUUAAUCUCAUGUGGUGCUACAUCAGUGGGGGAGCACAAAAGGAUACUUUUAUUAGUAUUAUCUACCAAGUUGAUAAUGUAAAUUGGCCACUGGAAAGAGUUUAAAAGCUGAAAUUUUGAGCAUUAGCCCUUUGUCCCAUCACUCCAAGGAAGAGCUACACUUGAAUUGUCAGCUUAUAAAGCCUUUAUGGUGGCCAAUUUGCAUUGUCAACUCAGUUGAUAAUACCAAAUUACCAUGUUAAUUGAAUAUUUGAUAUUUUUAGAAGUGGCCUGAUGAAGAGGUACCAGAAUUUAAGCCUGUGGUGACUUCAUUUUUCAACAAAUGCAAAGAUCUAGCAUUUAGAAUUCUGGAUGUUAUUGGUAUUGGACUCAAUUUACAAGUAUGUAUUUAAAAUAUAUAAACAUAUAUUAUAUAUAUGCUGACAUUUUUAAGUUGACAUUUCGAGUAUUAGCACUUCAUCAGAGUGAUUGGAUGAAGGACUAACACUUGAAAUUUCAGAUUUUAAACUCUUUCUGGUGGCAAUUUGUAUAUGUAUAUAUAUGUUUAUGUACAUAUAUAUAUAUACAAGUUCAAGAAUUAAAGAGGAUGCAUCGAUUCUCUGUAUAUAGUUUUCUUAGUUCAGAUAAAGUGCCAUCUUAAUUAGCUUCGGUGGAAAUCGAAAGUGAAUAUAGUUAUUUAUAUUUGUAAUCAGGCAGUCCCUUACAGAGAGAGGUCUGGGUCAAGUCAUGUAGUUUCACCAUAAUCAAUGAAUAACAUGGAGUUUCCUUUUUUCCCUACACAAUUUAAAAAGUACAACUUUUCACUGUAAAUAUGGUACUGGCUGCUGUACAGGAUUAGGAAGAUGCUGGAGAAACAGACCCAAUGUUAUUAAUUGUAACUGUAGUCUCUCAGUACAUUUACAACUCACAGCAUUAUAACCAGGCAUUACAAUGACAUAUCCAGAGUAACAAUAAUUGUAGUGAACUUAAUUAUGCCAGCUGCCCAUCACAAAAAACCUUAUUGUUGGGGAAAACCUGAAUCCUCUUCCACAUACAGUCAGGCAAGACCCGAAGGAGAGAGGUUGCUGAACUAUAAAAUGUUUUGAAGCUACAGACUCCAAUGGAAUGAAUUUUUUAAAAAAGAACUCAAUAGAUGAACAUGAGGCAGAAUGAUUUCCCACAAUGAAAUCUUGCAGAAUGUACCCUUGUCUAUGUUGCUCUAGCAACUGUUGGUUUCAGUGUAACAUGAAAAGGUUAAUUUGCAGCUAUUCUGUGAACCACAGCAAAAAGCAAAAUGUUUCUUGUCUUAUCAGCUGUGCAUGAUCAUUAUGUUUGUUAAGAUGUAAAAACCACUAGAGAAAUACUUGUCCAAAUAUUUUCUGGCAGAUAUCAGCGUUUGUCAACUCUCUUGAUUUGUGUUAUUUGUUCAUAGUGCAUCUUUCAGAUCAGAUCCUUUAUUUAGGUGGGUCAUUUUUUUUAUUCUUGCUUCAUUCUUUCCUUUAAAGGAUCCACACUGGUUGUCGCAAGUACAUGGUGCCAUAGGUACCUUGGAUAAUGCAACUGCCUUACGGCUAUUACACUACCCACCCCUCCCUGACAAGUAUAACAUCAAGCCUGGACAAGUGCGCUGUGGGGAGCAUAGUGAUUAUGGCUCAAUUACACUGCUUUUUCAAGAUGAGAUCGGUGGAUUAGAGGUAUGAGUUAGCAGGGGGAAUUCUGUUAAGGAUUUAAAAAUGGGAAGAUUCACAAUUAGAUAAUGACUUGUGUUGAGAUUCAGAAAUUGCAUUUGCCCAAAUUGACUAAGAUGGGGUCCAUAGUUGAGUAUAUAGAAUGGGGUAGGGUUUCUUAGAGUGCAACAUCACAUACCCAGCAAAUAUCGACCUGAGAAAAAAUGACAGAAGAAACUCUUUCAACUUCUAUGUUUCCAUAAUUUGUCACAUCAGGUGCUCCCAGUAGAUGGAGAAUACACUCCGGCUGUACCUAUUCCUAAAACAGUGCUGGUUAAUAUUGGAGAUCUCAUGCAAAGAUGGACAGCUGACAAAUUGAUCUCCACUGUAAGUGGAAACACACCUCCUAAUUUUAAAAAAUGUUAAGUAUCAAGAACCACAAGAAAAGGCAAGGUGAAGUUAAGCAGAAAAUUUAAAGCUAUCUUGUUAUGUGCACAGAAUAGCAGUUAAAACUAUUUCAGAUGCACCUUGCUGUAUAGCAAGAAUAAUUUGUUACAAGGUAUUAUGAUUCAUUCUCCCAAGUGCAACUCUCUCAAGGACCCCUUAUGUUUUGUUUUGCUCAAUUCUUAUUACCUGCUUUUCUUCCCCAAACUAUUUGAGUUGGUGGUAGUCAGAGAAGAAUUACACCAUUGCAAGCUGUGAUUACUAUCACUAGAAAUACUAAUAGCGCAACAUUUGUCAAUAAAUUGUGUCCUUGAUGGUUUUCAGAAACAUAGAGUACUUAUACCAGAAGAAGAAGUGAAGCAGAGAAUUGUACGCCGUUCUUUAGCUUUCUUUGUUCACCCUGAUAAUGAAGUCAUGAUCGAGUGUCUUGAUGGAUCAAAUAAACAUCCUCCAAUCACAUCGAUGGGAUAUCUACAACAGAGAUUUGCUGCAACUUAUUAACUUAGUCACAAAAAAUAACUCAAGGGAAUUUGUAGGUUCAUUAGAAGCAGCUCAGGGUUGAAACCAUGAUUAUAAUAAUUAGAGGUAUCAUGACACAUACCCUGAUGAAAAAUAUGGAUCCAGAAAAAUUCUGCUAUACAAGUAAACUAAGUGUUUCUUUUUUUUUUUAAUCGAUGAUUUUGAUUGCAACAUUACUUUUUAUUAUUGAAUUACCUUUUAGUAUCAAGUUCAAUUUUAGAAAGGGUUGUUCCAAGUUAAAUUUAUCAACACUGUUACUUAUGUGAGGAUCAAACCCUUUGACUUACAAACUAUCAAAGCUGUUGUCACUAAAACAAAGUACUCAUGACAACUUAGUUGUACAUUCCUUUCAAGAGUCAUCCUUAUUUACGGAUGGAAGGAAAAAACGGAAACAAAGGAGAUACAACAGCUUAAUUCUGUUGAUUACAAACCAACCCUCGUUACACCAAGAACAAACAUGAGUAAAUUUCGGAGAUGCCUAAUGGAAGGAAUUUAGAUCAUUUUUUAGGGAAAAAGGUUCCCAGUCCUUUCUAUACCAGAAAUACACAAGUUCAAAACAUUUUAAGAAACUCCCUAAAAUAGCCAAUGUUAUAAUGUCUCUGUUUUUGUUAUUGAAGCAAUGUCCAAAAAAACUCCCCACACUUUGAAUUCUUAAAUUAAAGAUAAACCUCAUCACAGUGGUAAACAAACCCAUGACCAUGCAUAUUAGUUUAUGUUAAGAAAUUUGUUUUUUGUGCCAUUUGGUUAUCCAUCUUUGAAUACACAAUCUCAAAAUAAUAUGUUUUCAAAAAUAAAUGUUUACAUGUAAAGAUGGCAUAAUGCCUCAUUCACACCAACAAAAAUCAGUCCUAGAAAACUGCGAGAGGGAAUUAUAUAUUGAUAGUAAUUAUUUUAUCACCAACUUUCAAUUGCUAACUUUGAUGUUGACAAACACCAGUUUUUCAAAAUGAUGUUUAGAGGCUGGGGUUAUUUUAAGAAAAAAAAUUCAAACUUUUUUACAAAACAACUUUGAAUCUUAUUUCAGUCUUGGUGUGAAUGGGGUAGGCAUCUGAUAAAAGUAAUUGUCUGAGACAGAAAAAACCACAUAAACAUACACCUUACAAUUCUUAAUUCCUCAUAAUAACACUUUUCUCCCUCUGUUAAAUCAUUCUGUCUUUAGCAUGAUAAAUAUUACUGUUCCCAAGGAGUUAAAUACACAGAAACCAAGCACAAACUAUUCUUCAUUUCUUUUCAAACAGUUACUCACCUAGUUACCUAAUUACAUACAAUGGAUAAAAUCCCUGUAUUAAUGAUAUUUAUCCAUUAUAAGUGUUUUUCCAAGGUUUGACUGACAUCUCUUUUCUUCUUGAAGCAACUAUUUGAGUAAUGUUAUCACUUAAUUGUUGAUAUUGUAAAUUUUUAAUUUUAAUCACUGAUUUAUUGUUAACUAUCAUAGCACAAUAAAUAUGUGAUGAAACUCUAGUUACUGAUAUUUAUAUAAUAUUAAAUUAAGCCAAGAAGAAUUGAGAUGCUCAAUUAUAAACUAAUAGCUGUAAAGAUUUCCCUUCAUCAAUGUCCCUAUGCCUAGA